Lytechinus pictus (painted urchin) is the source of this 5986-nucleotide messenger RNA. RefSeq names its product ATP-dependent DNA helicase Q5-like. Gene Ontology annotation, cellular component: cytoplasm; chromosome; nucleus. Gene Ontology annotation, molecular function: nucleic acid binding; 3'-5' DNA helicase activity; four-way junction helicase activity. The record is from RefSeq and is a predicted model, not a curated record. NCBI's taxonomy places the organism in Eukaryota, Metazoa, Echinodermata, Echinoidea, Temnopleuroida, Toxopneustidae. Gene Ontology annotation, biological process: double-strand break repair via homologous recombination.
AGUCUGCCCUUAAGGUAUACUUACUUUAUUAAAGUUGUACAACGUCUCAUUUUUACGUUUCGUCCGAGUAAGAUAUAUAUAAAAUCAACUAAAAAAACUUUAAAUAUUAUGUAGGUUGAUAAAAUAUGUAGGGAUCAAUAGAUUUCAGAUCCAAAAAGUGAGGCGGCUAAAUUUUCUGGAAAUUUUCUCUCUGUCAUAAGAAGAAGUAACACAAGACACAAGACUACGAUAACCCACGUAGUUCCGACUUUUUGGAUCAAGUUAAGUACGUGCAUGUCGUCAGCGAAUUCAGCUGCAAUCCAGCCAGCUGCUCGCACUACAUGCUAAGCUCAUCUCCCCGCACUUCUCGGCGUCGAUGAUCUAUCGCAAUUCGCUACCUUGAGCAUAAUGCUGAUUUACCUUUACCCAACCAACAACGAGAGAGAGACCUAGACCAUGAUUACAUUUCGGUGUCAGGCACGUUUUAUCUUUUCUGGGUGAAAGGUAUUGAGUCCCACUCACUCAUUGCUAUUCAAACUUCCAAGAUGCCGAAGGUUUCAAAGAAGAGCACCUCGCGCUCGCAAGGGUCUAAAAUCACAGAUUUUCUGACAAACAAGACGGACGUUGAUUCGGGAGCGAAAUGUUCAACUGCGGGAGCCAGCAUAUCGUGUCCGAAAAAGAUACCAAUUGACAAGGUCACAGUUGAUCCAAAAUUGACCAGCUCUUUUGCUCAACUACAAGAAACUCUAGAAAAUGUGUUUGGUUAUGCAUCCUUCAAAUCAGAGCUGCAGAAAAAGGGAACAGAAGAAGUAUUUAAAGGGAAGAAAGAUGUGUUCAUAUCUAUGCCAACAGGAGCUGGAAAGUCCCUCUGUUACCAACUGCCAGCAGUCUGCAAGAAAGGCAUAACUCUUGUCAUCUCUCCUCUCAUCGCACUCAUAGAAGAUCAGUUGUCCCAUUUAGAUGAAAUCAACAUCAGAGCCGAAAGUCUCAACUCCAAGAUCCCUGCGGCCAAGAGAAAGAUGGUGAUCUCAGACCUUUGCAGCAAAAAACCAAAGAUCAGGAUGCUCUACAUCACCCCAGAAACAGCAGCGACCUCCACCUUCAAGACCAUCCUCAAGAACCUUGAUAACAAAGGGUUGUUCAGUGGAAUCGUAGUGGACGAAGCCCACUGCGUGUCACAGUGGGGCCAUGACUUCCGACCUUGUUACCUCAAGCUGGGGGCACUCCACAAGGCGUACCCUACCGUUCCCUGCGUCGCUCUCACCGCAACGGCCACAGCGAAGGUCCAGAAGGAUAUCAUAAAUGAGUUGCAUCUGAGAACCCCCGUUGUCGAGUUCAGGGCGUGCUGUUUCCGAGAGAAUCUCUUUUACGAUGUGAUUUACAAGGAUGUCCUGGAAGAUCCCUUAGGUCACCUCAAAGACUUCGGGAUGAAGCUGCUGCAGAAAGAUGAAACUCUUGGGGAUGCGUCAGGCUGUGGAAUCGUCUACUGCCGGACCAGGGACGCCUGUGUCACGGUUGCAGGGAGCCUGAGCCGACAGGGACUGACGGCGCGGGCGUACCACGGAGGAAUGAAGGCUGCAGACCGGACGUCGGUCCAGGAACAGUGGAUGAAUGGCAAGGUCAAGGUCAUCGUAGCAACCAUCAGCUUUGGAAUGGGUGUAGACAAGGCGACAGUGAGAUUUGUGGCACAUUACAACAUCCCCAAGUCUAUGGCUGGCUACUACCAGGAGUCGGGUCGAGCGGGACGCGACGGUAAACCUUCUCGAUGUCGUCUCUAUUACUCGAGGCAGGAGAGAAAUCAAGUAGCUUUCCUGAUCACACGAGAAAUAGCAUGUGCAAAUCGCAAAAAGAGAAAGGCGAAGUAUUCGGCAUCACCCGUCAAGCCCAGCAAGGCUCCAAUGCAGAGUUUUGAGGCACUUGUCAAAUUUUGUGAGGAAGCAAAAUGUAGGCAUGAAUCCAUUGCCAAGUACUUUGAUGACAAGCUGCCCUCGUGUGGCAGUAUGUGUGACGUCUGCAAGACGCCGCAGGUCGUGAAGAAGCGCAUCGACGAGAUGCAACGUGGCAUAAUGGGUGGACCAGCGAAAAAAAAUCACAUGGGACGGACAUAUAUAGAGAAGAACCCCCUCAAUGUUCAUGAUGAUGAAUUGUACGGUGGUGGCCGCUAUGGUAGAGAUGUUACGUACGUUGGCAUGAAGAGAAAGCCUACUGACUGGUCUGACGAUGAUGACUACAAUACAGAUGAAGAUGAUGACGAUGACGGUAAUCGUUCUGGAAUGAGAGAUCUUGUGCAAUCGGAAUUCAGGAGGAGAAAAAAGAAGAAAAUAAAAGCAGAUACCCAACACACAGAGGAAAUAGAUCCAAACUGUAAAUUGAAAAAUCCUCAAAGCUCCAAAGUUCCAGGACUUACUAUUAAGGUAAGAGAACAUUGUAUGCAGCUUCUUGAGAAGGCUUUGAGAGCAAACAUCAACGCUGCCUUCUCUGACGAGUCAAAUGGUCUCACCUCCAAUGACUACAAAAUCCAAAGAUGUGCAAUAUCAGCUGAGUACUCAGCCAUGCAAGCAGCCAAGACAUGCAAUCUAUACAAGGCAAAAGUAUUUGGUCAGGUUGGAGAAAUAGGUAAGAAGACGAAAGAAGGCCGUCUGCAUGAUCUUUUUAUUUCUGUGACAGAUGAAGAGGAUACACUGAAGGAACCUCUGUCAUGCAAGGCUCCAUCAAGCACUGCAUCCAAUGGCCCAAGAUUACCAGCGCUUCCCGGGUUCUGCACGGCGGCGUCUCUACUGGCUGCCAACGCACCCAAGAAAGGUGAAGACAACUCCAGACAGACUACUCUAAACUUUGGGCCACCUGCCAAGGGAGGUGGUCUUAGAAAGAAAGGGGAGGCUCAGACCAAGGUGAAAUCGUCAGGGGGAUUCGUGAAGGCAUCGGCUUUAGUGACGUCAGAUGGACAGGUGAAGAAGAGGAAACGGGAGGGGAUGGAUGGCGACUUAGCAGCCGAGGAGGAGGGGAUGGAAGGUCUGUGGAUCGGUGAUGCGGGAGCAGAACGAAUCCCUGAGGGUGUUGAAAUGGACGAGGUGGAGGGCUUUGAGGAUGGGGACUGCGAUGACAACCUAGGGUGCAGCUUCCUAGAGGGGGAGGAGUUCGGUGUGGAGGAAUACGAUGCAGCUGAAGAAGAAAUAGAAGAUGGGAUGGUGGACAGUAAAGUGGAGAGGAGUGACGACAGAGACUCCACUAGGUUGCCAAUGAAAAAGAAAUGCAUGGAAACAACCACACACAUGGAAGACUGUAGGACUAAAAAGCAAGGUCAACUGACACACCAUGAUGACCAGAUGGGCGGAAGCAAGAUACCUACUGUUCCUGAUGAACAUCCAUACCUACAUGCUUCCGAAGCCACAAGGACAGGAGGACAAUCAAAAGAAGUGCAAUCGCAAGAAAAUAGGUUUGAUACCGGCAUUACGGGUAGAACAAGUACUACAGACAGCGACAUGACCAGAAGAAGUAGGGGUGCGCUAUGCUCCCAAGAGGAUAUCCUUUCUGAAGACUAUACAAAAAACAAUACAUCAGCAUCAAUGACAUCAAAGAAUCUGGAUGUUAGCCAGAAAGAAGACAGUCUUUCUGUUCCAAGGAACAAUCCUAUAGUAGUGAAAUGGGAAGCAAUAAAAUCAGAAUCUGGUGGGUCGAUUGUUUAUGAGAAUGGGUUUGUUGGAUCACAUGAAGCAACAAGGAAAAACAGACAAUCGGCCAAUGCUGCUGACUGUAGUCCAGGAGUAGGUGAAGGCUCAUCUUCUUGGGAGACAGAGAUCAAGUCGUCACUUUCCAUCAGAAGACUGAACCCUGUGGACAACAGCGCCCUCACAGGAAGUCCAAGAAAACAUGUGACCUUUGACCCCAAGGUCGAAGACAACGAGAGAGCAACGGGAGAGUCAUUGGAAGACAAACGCCAGGAGAACAAGAUGUCGCAAGGGCUCAAUAAGAUCGUUGCCGAUGCUGUCGUGAAGUACCUCACUCCCCACUACAAAGAAGGCAAAAUUGCUUCCAAGCCUCUAUUCAAGUCCUUGGCAAGAUGUUUGUCACAUCAACUGACUGACAAUAAGCUGGUCACCAAAGUUACAGUGAAGAAACAUGCAAAAGGACUGGUUCGUGAUUACUUCAAGCACCAAGAGAAAUGCCUGACAGAAGAUGAUAUACCAACAGACUCGGGAAGAACAUGACACAACCUACUUGACCUGAUCUCAAAAAAGAUGUCAGACUCUGUCUGUAGAAUGUUUGGCCAUUCAAUAUAAGGUACUUUGAUUUGAAAUAAGGCGAGCUAUGUUGAUUGAUCCAUUAGUUGGAAUUCUUGCCACCAUAAUUGCAAUACUUUCGUCCACUCCAGAUGAACUUCCAAAUUGAGUUAACGGGUAACCUCUCAUGGACCUGGCCACGGAGGAUUAUCUAUUGUUACUGGGGGUGCUGUGACAAUGCUCAGCACCCCCAGUAACAAUACAAUAAUCCUCCGUGGAUAGGUCCAUGUAACCUCUAAACAGGCAUCAUGAGAUUUCUCUGUGGAUCCAUGGAUUUCCGCUGAGUUUGAUUUUUUUUAAACGGUCAUUUUUCUGCGACUUUUGUUCUUGGAGCGACGGGACGCAUUCCUGCAGAUUGAAAACGAGGCAUGCUGUGUGGUUGACUGGUCUGUUGGUUGAUAAGUGGGGAUGUUUUCAAUUCAUGCUUCCAUAUGGGCCCCUGCGUGUUAUUGUCUCCAUUCUCAAAAGUCAAGCGCCUGACAAGAAGACAGAAGGUCCCAUUUUGCAAGUCUUUGGUAUGACUCUGCUCGCAAUAGAACCCAUGACCUCCUGUUCAUAAUGUGGGUGCUCUACCACUGAAGCUCCAGAAUCCAAAUCAACAAUGAGCCGCCAGGCAAGUUUCUCUUUACUAAGCCAAAAUGAUAAUUUGAGCACCACAAUUAACAGUUUAAAUAAGUUUAUUUGAAAGAAGAGUUCUUGCUCUUCUUUCUGUAAAAAAAUGUUUAGUUGUGAAAUUCAACCAAGCAUGAGAUACAAGAAGAUCUGUAAAAAAAACAUUUUUUUUUCCUAUUCUGCUGAGAUUUUCAACAGAUUUGCAUUUUCAACUUGAGUUGAUUAUGUCAAGUCAUUGGAGCUACCUUGUCACAAAGUCAUAGUAAAAAAAAAAUCCAUGAGAGCCACAUGAAAAGUGUGUGUAUGGACAGGAUGUGUGUCCAGACAAUCGGUUUUAAACAGCCAUUAGGAAAAGUUAACAAGCAAAGUCUCAUCAAUUUUUAGUACAAAAUGUUAGGCAUUAUCACAGAGAACAAAACUGACGAAGAUUACAACUAUUGAAUAUUUUUUGUGUAAUCCAUAGGCAAAAAAGAAAGCUUCUAAAUUUGAAACUGUGGACACCCCACCCCAUCCUACAUGCUAUACAGUUUAGUUGUGGCAUCAACUGCAUUGCACACAGCUGUUGAAAAAAAAUUGUUUGUAUCAAAUAUUGUACUUAAGAAGAUUUUAGCUCAAUUUUGACUAUGCUGCAAAAGACUUACGAAAACGUGUUAACUCUCAUUGAAAAAUCAUCAUAUUUGAUCAUAUUGAUCGUACUAUUACGUGUCUAUUUUUCUGCAAUGUGAAAUCACUUUCAGUCCCAAUCAUUUAAUGCAAUGUAAGUUAACUGAUCCAUGUGGGACCUCAUUUUGUUUGUGUGUGUGUGGGGGGGGGGGGUGGCUGCAUUUCUAUAUCCGACUCCGUACUUUGUAAAGAAAAAUAAUAAUCUUUCUAUGAAAAGUGCAAUACAGAAAUUCAUUGAUCAGCUUUAAUAAUCUUCUUUGCUUUGCUCUUUUCCCCAAGUUUUCAGUAGAAGGUGGCAAUAGUCCAAGGUUCUUAUGGGUCCAUGAAAACCUGGAAAUUCUUAAAUUUUUGCUUUUUCAUUAUCCAUGCCUUAAAAGUCCUAUAAUAUGUACCUUGAAACAAUUAAGGUAAAACGUGAAAAAAAAAUAAUAAUGCCACUGAAACCCAAGGAU